AUGGGUCCUAGGCCGGGCCAGAAGACGGUGCUUAUCACCGGAUGCACCCCGGGUGGCAUUGGCCAUGCCUUAGCCAUGGAAUUCCACGCCAAGGGCCUACACGUCUUCGCAACGGCGCGCAACCCGGCAGUCCUCGCCGAAAUGGCGGCCGUGGGCAUGACCACGCUAGCCUUGGACGUCACCAAGGCAGACAGCAUCAAGACCUGCCACGACGAGGUCUCCAAGCUCACCGGCGGCAAGCUGGACAUUCUCGUCAACAACGCCGGCCGCACCCACACGCACCCGGCGACCGACAUCGACAUGGACGACGUGCGCGAGACGUUCGAGACCAACGUGUUCGGCGUGAUGGCCAUGUGCGCCGGCUUCGCCGACCUGCUGAUCGCCGCGCGGGGGCUGAUCAUCAACAUCGCCUCGCUGGCCGCCAUCACCCCUUACAUCUUCGGCUCCGUCUACUGCGCCACCAAGGGCGCCGUGACGGCCUACUCGCGCACGCUGCGCCUCGAGCUCAAGCCGUUCGGCGUGCGCGUCAUGGUCGCCAUGACCGGCACCGUCCGCUCGCAGAUCGCCAGCCGCCCGCACCGCUCCCUGCCCGAGGGCAGCAUCUACCAGCGCGUGCGGGCGCUGUUUGAGCGCCGGUUGACCUUCAGCCAGAACACGGCGACCGUGGAUACCGGGGCGUAUGCGCGCAAGCUGGUCGGCAAGGCGCUCGCGCCGGAGUGGCCGCUGCUGUUCCGCACGUGGUUCGGGCGGCCCGACUGGUUCUGGGGCGGCGGCAUGGCGGGCCCCGCGUGGCUGUCGACCUGGUUUGGCGAGUGGAUCCUGGAUUUUGUCUUGUACCGCAUGAUUGGGAUGCCGCUGCUGGAGAGGGUGUUGAGGGAGGAGGAGAUGCUGAAGAAGUUGGAGUGA
This is a messenger RNA of Chaetomium strumarium, 906 nucleotides long. RefSeq lists its product as uncharacterized. Bases 1 to 906 code for a protein of 301 amino acids. Gene Ontology annotation, cellular component: lipid droplet; endoplasmic reticulum. The record is from RefSeq and is a predicted model, not a curated record. Lineage: Eukaryota; Fungi; Ascomycota; Sordariomycetes; Sordariales; Chaetomiaceae. The transcript is spliced from 4 exons. Gene Ontology annotation, molecular function: acylglycerone-phosphate reductase (NADP+) activity; triacylglycerol lipase activity. Gene Ontology annotation, biological process: phosphatidic acid biosynthetic process; triglyceride catabolic process.